Molecule: messenger RNA, 1026 nt
Organism: Spodoptera littoralis (African cotton leafworm)
Lineage: Eukaryota; Metazoa; Arthropoda; Insecta; Lepidoptera; Noctuidae
Source: the annotation of a GenBank genome assembly
AUGUUCUCCCGUGCACUGAGACCCAUCGCCACAGUGGCAUUCCAGAAUGGAGCCAAGAACUUUUCUACCAGCCCUGAGAUGCAAUUCAAAGUCAUGGUUGCCGGUGCAGCUGGCGGUAUCGGGCAGCCUCUAUCACUGCUGCUGAAGAUGGACCCCCUGGUGAGCACGCUAGCUCUGUACGAUCUCGCUCCCUUUACCCCUGGCGUCGCUGCCGACCUGUCCCACAUGGACACGCCAUCCAAGGUCCUCGGCUACAGAGGUCCCGAUGAGCUGCCGUCCGCCAUCGCAGAUGCACAUGUGGUGGUUAUCCCUGCUGGAGUUCCCCGCAAGCCAGGCAUGACCAGAGAUGACCUGUUCAAUGUAAACGCUUCCAUCGUCCGGGAUCUGACUCAGUGCAUCGCAGUACAUGCGCCAAAGGCUAUCAUCUGUAUUAUCACCAACCCCGUCAACUCCAUGGUGCCCAUUGCUUCCGAGGUUAUGAAGAAGAACGGAGUAUACGACCCCAACCGCAUCUUCGGUGUCACCACCCUGGACAUCGUACGGUCGCGCACCUUCAUCGGUCAAAUCAACGGGGUGGAUCCUAAAACUGUCAAGAUCCCUGUCAUCGGAGGCCACUCUGGAGUCACCAUCAUCCCUGUGCUGUCCCAAUGCAAGCCCGCCCCCCAGAUCCAGGAGCAGGCCAAGAUCGAUGCCCUUACAAAGAGGAUUCAAGAAGCUGGUACCGAGGUAGUGAAGGCUAAGGCUGGUGCUGGAUCUGCCACACUGUCCAUGGGUUGGUCUGGUGCCAUGUUCACGCACUCUGUCCUUAGAGGACUCAAGGGCGAAGAAAAUGUAGUCGAGUGCGCCUACGUGAAGUCAGAUGUGACUGAAGCGAAAUACUUUGCCAACCCAAUUUGCUUCGGCAAGAACGGUAUCGCCAAGAACCUCGGCUACGGACAGCUGAACGCAUACGAACAAAAACUCCUGCAGUUAGCCAUGCCUGAACUCAAAAAGAACAUUGAAAAAGGAGAAAAAUUCGUCAAGUAA